UAAUAAAUUUAAUUCGUAAGAAGUAAUCAUCAUUUUAGAUUUGUCUAGAAAAGAUAGCUACCAUGAAUUUGCUGAGUUCACCAUGAUUAUGAUGACUCUACGUUGGGGCAUCGUAUCCGCUGGAAAAAUCACCAAUGACUUCGCGAAUGCUUUCAACACGUUCCCAGAUGUGGGAGACCAGGUCUUAGCCGCGAUUGCCGCUCGAGACAGGAGUAGAGCUAAAGAGUUUGCCACACUGCACAAGAUUCCUAAAGUAUUUGACAGCUACGAGGAUAUGGCUAAGAGCAAUGACAUUGAUAUCGCAUACAUCGGUGCAUUGAACCCUGACCAUUAUAAUCAGCUUUUCCUUGAGAAUGGCAAGCACGUGCUAUGUGAGAAGCCACUUUGCUUAAACUUGAAGCAAGUGCAGAGUUUGGUCAACAUCGCCAAACAAAAGAAGCGCUUUUUAAUGGAAGCAGUUUGGUCCCGAUUCUCGCCGAUUUACUUGGCGUUGGAGAAAGCGGUGCAAACUGGGGAAUUGGGAGAGGUGAAACACGUGGACGUCACUUUUGGAACCCCAAUUGCGAUGAUAGAAAAAAAUAGAAAGAAGGAACUUGGUGGAAGUUCGAUACUAACUAUUGGAAUAUACGCGCUCCAAUUCGCACAAUUCAUAUUCAAAGAUGAGCCUGUCAAAGUAACGGCUGUUGGGAACCUCAACGAGUUGGGUGUAGAUGUUACCAGGCCUGUUCAUCUCCGCGAGUUUACAUUGAAAACAAAACACGCACGAUGGCCCACCUACAGGAUACUAUUCGACAAGGCCUUACAUACGAGCGAACAUUGACUCACGCACGCGUAUUCUUGUGUAUGAUGGAAGAAAGUAAAGAAAAUGGUGUACUAAAUACUGUGCAGUAUUUAACUGCCUAAAUAAUAAUAAAAACACAGAAUGUACUUUUUUAAGUUGCCUCAAGACACUGAGAGGUGAUUAGGUUGUUAAUAUUAUACAUGAUAAUUCAUGCUAAAUCAUGUAUUUCCUCCGCCAUUUUCCGCAGUUUGGCACCUCACGUCACAUCAUUUUACCGAAGUCAGCCCUAUAGCUUCGGCGCAGUGCCGAUCACUGACGUUUGUCAACAAAAUGGUGCUUGACUCUUGAGACAGGCUAAAUUACACCAUAUUGUAAAUGACAUUGAGCAUACAUUUUUUUAAAUACCUUUGCGAAACUUAAAACUUCUGUACGUAGUACUUAUUAUUAUUCUGUGAUGUUACUGAGACAGUAGUUGUGGAGUACGAAGGUGGUAGACGCGCUGUCCUCAACGUGGAUUCGACAAUUAAGUUGUGGAAUAAAGCAACUGUCGUAGGGACUAAAGGCAGGAUAACGCUUGAAGACCCUUUCCAUUUUCCGGAAGUUAUGGUCCGCGUGGAUGGAACAGUUGAAAAAAUACCCAUGCAUACGUCCAACAUCCCA
Messenger RNA from Ostrinia nubilalis (European corn borer), 1441 nucleotides. RefSeq names its product trans-1,2-dihydrobenzene-1,2-diol dehydrogenase-like. Lineage: Eukaryota; Metazoa; Arthropoda; Insecta; Lepidoptera; Crambidae. Gene Ontology annotation, molecular function: nucleotide binding. The transcript has 5 exons. The coding region runs from base 83 to 820 and encodes 245 amino acids. The record is from RefSeq and is a predicted model, not a curated record.